AUGACGAAGAAGACACAACCAGGGUGCUGCUGUCCCCGCCCAGGUGUUCUGAUCCUGUGUGAGUCACUGGGCCUUCAUGUCCUCCCUCGAUCCGUCCCUCUCACUACCUCAGCUUUGUCUGUGGCGCGAAACCACCUGUGCAAUGUAGACAAUGUCCUGUUGCGGUACUCCAGCCUGCAGGAGUUGAGCCUUGGCUACAACCGGCUGGAUCGCUUCCCCCGUGGGCUUCCAUCGAGCCUGGAACGUCUACAGCUCCAGGAGAACCGCAUUACAUUCAUCACAGCUGGAGAUCUAAGGAACCUUGGGAAUCUGACACGGUUGGACUUGGAAGAUAACCGCAUUCGGGCCAUCCAGCCUGGGGCACUGCUGAGCCUGGCACGGCUGAGGAUGCUGUCUCUGAAAGGGAACCAGUUAUCAAGUCUGCCAUCACACCUUCCAGGUUCACUAACACACCUGGACGUGUCUGCCAACUGCAUUUCAACAUUGGAUUUGCCUUCGCUUGCUGUCUUGGUCAACCUUCAAGUCCUGAAGAUCAACAGCAACUGCUUACGCUCAGUGCCUGAACAUGCAUUUGAUAGCUUACCUCGUCUCCGCUCUGUAGAGCUGGCUAAUAACCUGUGGGUUUGUGAAUGUGACAUCAUGUAUUUGUAUCGGUGGCUGCUGACAGACAGGUUACGCAUGGCAACAGAUCUGGUGUGUGCAGCACCAUUACACCUGGCACACAAGCUGCUCCUGACCCUCUCUGUUGUGGCUAUCUGUCCAAGAAUCAUGAAGCCUAGUGAGAGAAUAGCACCAGUCAACGUUUCCAAGGUGAUGCUGGGGAAUUCUUCAAAAGAAUCUUCAGAUCCUACUUCUGAUGUCAUCAGAACUACAACUCAAACACCCCACAGCCCAACACCACAUGAAGAACCUGGUUGUAUGAACAACACAACCAACAUCCAAAAUGAUUUCUUGAGCACUUUGGCCCCUACAAACUCAUCCAGCAAGGCAGGAGUGCAGGUUGAGCCCACUCCUCAAACCUUGACCCAGACUGCUCCUGCUAUCUGUACUCUUGGUGCUGAGGAGCCUCCUGUGGAGAACACAGAGGGUCGCUCCCCUUCAGUGAGCAGUCAAAGGAACUCUUAA
This is a messenger RNA of Neoarius graeffei (lesser salmon catfish), 1125 nucleotides long. Its product is annotated as leucine-rich repeat transmembrane protein FLRT3. The transcript is spliced from 4 exons. NCBI's taxonomy places the organism in Eukaryota, Metazoa, Chordata, Actinopteri, Siluriformes, Ariidae. The coding region runs from base 1 to 1125 and encodes 374 amino acids. The record is from RefSeq and is a predicted model, not a curated record. Gene Ontology annotation, biological process: neuron projection regeneration. Gene Ontology annotation, molecular function: protein binding.